CACGGUGGACAAAAAGGAUAUGCAGAAAAAGAGGAAAAGAAGAAGAAGAUCUAGAUGCCUGAAAACUUCUGUGGAGAUGAAUGGGCUUGUUUAAUUCUGCAGUCAGGAAAAUGAGUAUUAGUUUGGCUACACAGUACGUGAAGGAGGCAUAUAUUGCACAGCUCGCAGUGAAAAGAGCAGCGCUUUUGACACGCAAAGUGAGCGAGGAGCACCUGAACGAACAAAGUAUUGACAAGCAGGACCACUCCCCUGUCACGGUUGGUGACUUCGGCUCACAGGCAAUCAUCAUAAACGCAAUUCUGAAAAAUUUUCCGGGUGACGAAGUUGUCGGGGAAGAAGACUCGGCUUUAAUCAAGGAGAAAAAGAUUGAGGACUUGAUUUACAGCCACGUGGAGACCAUUCAACAGGCAGAUGCUGCUCAUGACUCGAAAUUGGGUAGGCUUGAAUCCGCUGAAGGGUUAUGCAACUCAAUUGAUAAAGGUAACUCAAAAGGUGGUAAAAAGGGAAGAAUUUGGGCUUUGGACCCUAUUGACGGGACUAAGGGUUUUCUCAGAGGCGAUCAGUAUGCAGUGUGCCUAGCUCUGAUUGUCGACGGAGAGGUAAAAGUUGGUGUUAUAGGUUGCCCGAACCUUCCACACUCCCUUCGUGACCCGGGUUCUAAAAGGGGUGGUUUGUUCACCGCAAUCAAAGGAUAUGGUUCAUACUUCCAAGAUUUGAAUGAAGACAUUUCAUACCCAUUAAACACCUCCUCCAACAUUACUGUUCACAACGAAUAUGGUUUAGACCAGGCUAGAGUUCUAGAAGGUGUUGAGAAAGGUCACUCAUCACACGGGUUACAAGGCCUCAUCAAGGCCAAAUUAGGCAUCAGCCAACCUUCUGUGAACUUAGAUUCACAAGCUAAAUACUGUGCUCUUUCCAAGGGAGACGCUGAAAUCUAUUUGAGAUUACCGACAAACCCUAACUAUAGAGAAAAGAUCUGGGAUCAUGCUGCGGGGUAUCUUCUUGUGAAUGAAAGUGGCGGCAUGGUCACCGACAUUUAUGGCAAUGACUUAGAUUUUGGUUAUGGUCGUACUUUAAACAGUCAAGGUGUUAUUGCAGCCUCAAAAACAGUCCACUCUAGCAUCAUUUCCGCCAUCAAAUCCAUAAUCGGAGAAAAUGGGGAGAGUUUAAAAGAAUACUGCUGAUUCCAACACAUUUUGUAUAUUUCCAUUUAUAUUAACUAUUUCACAAUAUACCAAAUAUUUAAGUGACAAUAUACGGCACUCACUAACUUGAUCACAUUUUUGAGUGAGCAUUUGGAGAUAAAAACAAUGUUUGACUUGAGUUUAUUAAUAUUCCUAAAAUCGUCUAACACAGUUAACUAGACAUCAGAACAAAAUGUGUUUCUUUAGCAAGAAUAACAUGCUAAAAAGCAACAAUUUAUUUGACUGUCUAAACACUGAAAGACAUUAAAUUAAACAAAGGAAAGUAAGCGGAUUAU
This is a messenger RNA of Pichia membranifaciens NRRL Y-2026, 1480 nucleotides long. RefSeq lists its product as hypothetical. Lineage: Eukaryota; Fungi; Ascomycota; Pichiomycetes; Pichiales; Pichiaceae. The record is from RefSeq and is a predicted model, not a curated record. The coding region runs from base 111 to 1184 and encodes 357 amino acids. Gene Ontology annotation, biological process: sulfate assimilation; phosphatidylinositol phosphate biosynthetic process. Gene Ontology annotation, molecular function: 3'(2'),5'-bisphosphate nucleotidase activity. The transcript has a single exon.